Messenger RNA from Uncinocarpus reesii 1704, 519 nucleotides. RefSeq lists its product as uncharacterized. Lineage: Eukaryota; Fungi; Ascomycota; Eurotiomycetes; Onygenales; Onygenaceae. The record is from RefSeq and is a predicted model, not a curated record. The transcript is spliced from 2 exons. The coding region runs from base 1 to 519 and encodes 172 amino acids.
AUGUUAUCCCAAUGCUAUAUCCAGCAUUUGCCCCCUUUUUGCCCAUUUGAUGGCGGUAUGGAAGAUCCUCUGUCCAUGAGAAAACGGGCGGGAAAGGGGCGCCGGGAUAUGUCCCCUGUUCAAAAACCAUCCGAUCCCGCUGUGGACCACAGCACAGCGGUUCCAUUCAAUGCGGAAAACUCUGAACAGAGUGCCGCUCUGCGCAUUUACCCAGGGCCAUGGUCCAAGAAGAGGCGAGGAUCUGUGGGAGCAUACAACUGGCUAAUCGCUGAUCAAUCCGGCUUUCUGGAAGUGUCCAAACUAGACUCGCCACUACCACGGCACAUAGUUCAUCGCCAAUCGAUGAAGAACCUAGAAAGGUUCGAGGAUAUCCGAUGCCAACCCAAACAACAACCCCGAGAAAGUUUGGCGGAAAACCAAUCUUCGAAAGCCCCGGAUUCACCGGCUGUGCAAGGCAGAAAUUCUCUUAAUGAGCAAGCAAUGAUGCGGGACGGAAGGGCUUUGUCGAACGCUGCUUAA